UUUCCUGACAAAGCCACAGAGAAUAACGCCUCCGGCAUGGAGAUCCAGUGUACAAACUGUACCAGCGGCUGCACCUGGAGAGGACUGCUCCAAGACUACCUGAGCUCUCACGAGAGGGAGUGCGAGUAUGCAGUGGAGCCGUGCACCAACGCUGCCUUCGGCUGUGCGUUCAGCGGGGAACGCAGGGCACUGCAACACCACGAGAGCCAUGUCUGUGAGUGGAGGCUGGUCUACUGUCAGCACUGCAGCUGCUCCCUGCCACACAGCCUGCUGGAGGAUCACUUGUCAAACUGCCCGAAAAACAAGCCCAAGAAUACACCAGAGAUACCGCCCAGAGGCACGGGGGCGGAGGAAGAACCCCAGCAAGGAGACAAGAGCUCUUGUCAAUCUGAGGCACACAGCUCUCCCAAGAAGCCCCAGUCCCUGGUAGACGCGCUCUGCUCCCCGGCUCACCUCCUCAGGCUGCUGUCAGUCACCUCCUCCCUGCAGACUCGCCUCGACCGGGGCGAGGAAGUCAAUGCCACCUUCAAGAAGCUGGUGAUGAGCAAACUGCUGGCAAUGCAGAGCCUGCUGUCCACCGAGCAGGGGGAGAAGGAGGGGGACGCCUCGACCCCCAGGGAAGAAAUCAAAACGCUCAGUCAGGACCUGGCUGUCUGCAGAGGGGCUCUAGCGGAGCUCCAGAGCCGCUGCCUGGGGUACGAGCGAGCCCUGAAGCACCUCCAGAGCAGGGGGGGUGCCACCGCGUCUGAGAACGGGACCCUGGUGUGGAAGAUCAAAGGCUUCUCUGCCAGCCUGAGGGAGCCCGAGAGCAGCACGGCCCCCCCUCUCCACUCCCCCGCCUUCCUCAGCCACCCCUUUGGGUACAGACUGUGCCUCCGACUGUACCCCUGCGGAGACGGGGUGGGCUGGGGCUCCCAUGUCUCCCUGUUCCUGUGUGUGAUGCGGGGCGAGUGGGAUGACGUCCUGCCCUGGCCCUUCAGGCACAGGGUCACCUUCUCCUGCCUGGACGCCUCGGGGGGCGGCAGUGACGUGCGCGAGGCCUUCCUCCCCGACCCCCUGAGCGCCUCGUUCCAGAAGCCCCGCGCUGCCGUCAACGUGGCCAGCGGCUGUCCUCUCUUCAUCAGGCACUCCCUGCUGCUCGCCCCCCACAACCCCUACCUCCGCAACGACACCCUGUACAUCAAGGCUGUCAUCGAGGCACACUGACAAACACAGAGACAGGCACAGAAACACACGGACUCAGACAAACACAGAGACACACUGACAGAGAGACACAAACACGCUGCAUGUCAAGGAAGUCAUUAAUAUGAGCGGGGCAGCACUGGGAGACAGACACAUUGACAGAGACACACUGACAUUAUUGCGGUCAUUGACAGGAGUGAAGCAACAUGGUAAACUAUACAGAGGCACACACUUUUGUUUGUAGCAUUUAUGAGAACUUUCCAUUGACUCCUGUACUCUGCAGAUUCAUAUUCUAACCUUAGAGGGGUUUCAACAUAAUUUUCAAACAUUUCCUUUCAAAAAGCACUGUGGGCCGGGCCUAUAUCCUGGAAGGUGGGUUUUGACCCUGAAAACUCUACAAACUAACCCACAACCUGGUCAGCUCUAUCCAGCAAUGCAUGACUGCAACCAGAGCUGGAGAGAGACAGUCUGUGGCCCAUGAUCAGAAUCCACAGGGACUGCAUGCUGCUACCUCUCGCUGGCACGAAUAGAGGGGGGCAAUGCUUGCUGUUAUUCACUUGUAUUUAUGUAGAGAUUGUAUUUAUUUAUCACGUUUUGAUCCUGAACCGCUGGCAUGAAAAAUCAUGUCUGUUGGUAGCUGACGUGGUGCUUGUCUGUAUCCUUUCCUCUAGUAUUGUACUGCAAAGCUGCCUUUAACAUUGGAUCAAUGGGGAAAAUGACAAAACAUGAAUAAAUAACUAAAACAUCUAUAGCUGUGUUUUGCAAAAAAACUGAGAAGCUAUUGAUUACACAGCAAGACACUACAAUGCACUGUAAUGCAUAGCAAAGUAAACACCUGGUGGUAUUAUCGCACAUUGCUUUACCAUACACAGCAGCAUCGUGUCAGGACACUUGAUAUUUAUUUUAGGUUUAGAAAAAAAUAGUCAGAGCUCAAUACUGGAGCGAGAGAACCACAAUCCCAGCGGUGAAACUGUGUGGGAAGCGUCAGAAGGUGUGAAAAAGGCACUUGAAGUUACUCAAGCUAUGUUUUCAUCAGCCACCGAGUUGAAAGCGGUUUGAAAUCAGACUCGUUUAUCUGAGAUCAAAUCCGCUUCGAUUGGGACCCGCAGCCCAGUUAGGAUGGCAGAACCCCAUCUCUGCAAGAAGGGUGCUAGAGAGGUUUUUAAAUCUGCAAUAAGAAAAAAACGUGGGCUGAGGAUGAAAGCUGUACAUAUAUUACACUGUGAAAUAGGAGCAGCUUGUGAAUCUCUCUCUAAAUGGCAAUUAUACAGUGAUUCAUACUUGUGAUAUUUUGUGUUAUGUCUGGUUGCUGAUUGGUUUUACUUGACAAUCAACUGCCAGCUUAGGAGCUGGUGAAAAAUAUAACGACCUUUGCUGUCCAUGCUCCAGAAAUGCGCUGGCAAGCGUCGCAUUGAUUUCUAUGAAGGGUAUUGUCAACUGACAAUGGAAA
This is a messenger RNA of Polyodon spathula (Mississippi paddlefish), 2632 nucleotides long. Its product is annotated as TNF receptor-associated factor 2-like. Bases 37 to 1206 code for a protein of 389 amino acids. The record is from RefSeq and is a predicted model, not a curated record. The transcript is spliced from 5 exons. Gene Ontology annotation, biological process: regulation of canonical NF-kappaB signal transduction; regulation of apoptotic process; positive regulation of JNK cascade. Gene Ontology annotation, cellular component: plasma membrane signaling receptor complex. Gene Ontology annotation, molecular function: zinc ion binding; protein binding. NCBI's taxonomy places the organism in Eukaryota, Metazoa, Chordata, Actinopteri, Acipenseriformes, Polyodontidae.